GCUGCCUGAUUUAUUCCCGUCCAGGAGAAGGAGUGCGAGCCCUCGGGUCUGAACCGCCCCAGCGCCGGGUCCCGCGCCCUCGUCCCCCCGCCAUGCCGUGUCCCCGUCUGCUGGCCGCGCUGUGCGGCGCGCUCUUCUGCGCCUCCGGACUCUUCGCCUUCUCCGGUGACUUCUGUGACUCCAGCCAGUGCCUGCAUGGUGGGACCUGCUUGUUGAAUGAGGAGAAAACCCCCCCCUUCUACUGCCUCUGCCCCGAAGGCUUCAUGGGCCUCCUAUGCAACGAGACGGAACAUGGUCCCUGUUUCCCAAACCCCUGCCACAAUGAUGCUGAGUGCCAGGUAACCGACUCCCUCCGAGGGGAUGUCUUCACCCAUUACAUCUGCAAGUGCCCCCUUGGAUACGUGGGCACCCACUGUGAGAGCACCUGCACCUCGCCGCUGGGCAUGCAGACGGGCGCCAUUGCCAACUCCCAGAUCUCUGCCUCGUCCAUGCACUUGGGCUUCAUGGGUUUGCAGCGCUGGGCCCCGGAGCUGGCCCGCCUGUACCAGACGGGCAUCGUCAACGCGUGGACAUCCAGCAACUAUGACAAAAACCCCUGGAUCCAGGUGAACCUGCUGCGGAAGAUGCGGGUGACAGGCGUGGUGACCCAGGGGGCCAGCCGCGCAGGGAGUGCUGAGUACCUGAAGACUUUUAAAGUGGCCUACAGCAACGAUGGGCGCCAAUUCCAGUUCAUCCAGGCUGCAGGGUGGUUAGGAGAUAAGAUAUUUGUGGGUAAUGUGAACAACAGCGGCCUGAAGAUCAACCUGUUUGAUAGCCCCUUGGAGGUGCAAUAUGUGAGACUGGUGCCCAUCAUCUGCCACCGGGGCUGCACCCUCCGCUUUGAGCUCCUUGGCUGUGAGUUGGAUGGAUGUACUGAACCCCUAGGCCUGAAGGAUAAUACCAUCCCCAACAAGCACAUCACAGCCUCCAGCUACUACAAAACCUGGGGCCUGAGUGCCUUUAGCUGGUUUCCCUACUACGCACGACUGGAUAAUUGGGGCAAGUUCAACGCCUGGACCGCCCAGACCAACAGUGCCUCUGAGUGGCUGCAGAUUGACCUGGGCUCCCAGAAGCGAGUGACCGGCAUCAUCACCCAGGGUGCCCGAGACUUUGGCCACAUUCAAUAUGUGGCUGCCUACAGGGUGGCCUACAGUGAUGAUGGUGUGACCUGGACUGAGUACAAGGAUCCGGGGACCUCGAAAAGCAAGAUUUUCCCUGGUAACAUGGACAAUAAUUCCCACAAGAAGAACAUAUUUGAGACGCCGUUCCAUGCUCGCUUCGUGCGCAUCCAGCCCGUGGCCUGGCACAACCGUAUCACCCUGCGCGUGGAGCUGCUGGGCUGUUAGUGGUAGGCCCGGCCGCAGUGACCGGAAGGGCCCUGGGGCAGAUGCUCCUUUCUGUGGACCUGCUGCCUCCUCCGCCUUGCCCUCCUGAUUGUAGCUGACCUGGGGCAGGCAGUGUCUCCCUCCCAGUCACCUCUCCGUCCCUCCUCUUCCCUUGCCCCCUCCCAGGGGUCUCUGGCACCCAGUCCUCAAGCCAUCCCAUUUGCUUAGGCACGGUGGGAGCUGAGUAGGUCUGGGAUGGACAGGGAAGGGCAAAGUACAGAGCGUGGGUGACCUGUGCCUCUCAAGGUCCCCAUGUCCAGCCCCCGUGUCCUCCCUGCACCGCUCCCACAGCCCACACCCCCAGGGCCCUGGAGGAAUAAACAGGCCCUGAGGCCCCAGGCUGGAGAGAACAGCCCGAGGCAUGACGCUGCACUCCUGGCCCCCGAGAUGUCCCCUUCAUCCCCUCCCACCCCCCACAGACGCCUCUUGACUCACUGUCAUCCUGAAGCCUAGAAAGAGGUGGAAGGUGGGGUGGGGUGGGUCUGUGGAGUGACGGUGGAGGAGGCGGAUGAGCACGGAGAAGGCGGGGAGCCCCUCUGUGCUGGUUCUUUACCCCAGAGUAUACAGGCAGCUUCCAAAAUAUAUUUAUAUCACCCUCUGAA
This is a messenger RNA of Budorcas taxicolor (takin), 2026 nucleotides long. RefSeq names its product milk fat globule EGF and factor V/VIII domain containing (gene MFGE8). The record is from RefSeq and is a predicted model, not a curated record. The transcript has 9 exons. Bases 93 to 1385 code for a protein of 430 amino acids. Lineage: Eukaryota; Metazoa; Chordata; Mammalia; Artiodactyla; Bovidae.